AUGGCCCAAAGUAUACCCGACGUUGCGACGGUUGUCAAAGAUGCCAAAGCGACGUUUCAAAAAGAGUUCAAUCAAGAGGCGAACGUGGUGGUUUUCGCCCCCGGGAGGGUGAAUUUGAUCGGGGAGCACAUCGACUACAACGACGGAUUUGUUAUGCCGAUGGCUCUACCUCUCGUGACGGUAAUCGUAGGCACGAAAAUCCCCGGCGAAACAUCAACAGUACUAACAACAAAUCCGGAUGCCGACCCACCCAGAAAAACGACCAUCGAGAUGCCCAACCAGAACGCCUUGGUGAAAACCAUCACACCUGGCCCCCCGAAAUGGUCAAAUUACGUCAAAGGAGUGAUAUCCAAUUACCACGGGGGCACGCCUCCCGCUUUCAACGCCGUCAUACACAGCACCGUCCCCACCGGGGGCGGCUUGUCGAGCAGCGCCGCCAUCGAGGUGGCCACGUACACGUUCCUGGACGCGCUGGUCGGGCCAAACCCGAUUAUGCCCACUGAUAAGGCUCUCGCUUGUCAGAAAGCCGAACACGACUACGCCAACGUCCCUUGCGGCAUCAUGGACCAAUUUAUUGCAGUCAUGGGCAAAAAAGACAACGCGCUUUUGAUAGACUGUCGAAACAUGACUUCCACUUUGCUUCCCAUGAAAGACAACAACAUUGUGAUACUCGUUACCAAUUCUAACGUCAAACACGAACUCACAGGGAGUGAGUACUCGUCCAGAAGGACCCAGUGUCAGCAGGCAGCUCUUCUACUGAAGAAACUGAGCCUGCGGGACGCCACUUUGGAAGAUAUUGAGUACUUAAAAUCCAUUAAUACGGCUGAGGAUAUAGUGAAACGCGCUCGCCACGCCGUCACGGAAAUAAAACGGACCCUUGAUGCCUCCGAGGCUUUGAAAGCCGGAAAUUACAAGAAGUUUGGUCAGCUUAUGGUGGAGAGCCACAAUUCGUUGAGGGACGACUUUGAGGUGUCUUGCCCCGAAUUGGACCAGCUUGUGGAGUUGGCCAUGCAAGUGGAGGGAGUCCUAGGCAGUAGAAUGACGGGAGGGGGAUUUGGUGGCUGCACCGUGACGAUGGUCAAAUCCGCGUCCGUCGAUAAGGUCAUUGAUCAUGUCAAGAAACACUACAAGGGGACGCCCACAUUCUACAUCAGCAAACCGAGCGAGGGGGCCCAAGUACUCUCCAAAUAAACCAAACAAUUGUAGCCAAUUUCUAUUUCUAUAAAAAAUAAUAAAUAUACCUAAUUUCCUACUUU
Messenger RNA from Zophobas morio, 1256 nucleotides. Its product is annotated as galactokinase-like. The record is from RefSeq and is a predicted model, not a curated record. Lineage: Eukaryota; Metazoa; Arthropoda; Insecta; Coleoptera; Tenebrionidae. Gene Ontology annotation, molecular function: ATP binding; galactokinase activity. The transcript is spliced from 6 exons. Gene Ontology annotation, cellular component: cytoplasm; cytosol. Gene Ontology annotation, biological process: carbohydrate phosphorylation; galactose metabolic process. The coding region runs from base 1 to 1191 and encodes 396 amino acids.